UGAAAAUUACUGAUGAUGAAAUACUUGGUCGAACAUUGGCUAUUGCCACUGAACUUUUACAAUCAGUUCGAAUAAUUCUUAGCUUGCAACAUAAUUUUGUGAAUAUUAUAUUACCUAAAAUAUUUCUUUUAAUGCAUGGUUCACCAAAAGCUUUUGAACCUUUUGCCGAAAUAUUACGUAAUCUAUCUACAGAUACGUUCAAUUAUUGGGGAAUGAAGCAUCCAGAAUCUCAUUAUGCAGUGAAUUCUAUGAAUGAAACAUUUAAACGACUUGGUGAAUUUGCAUAUAGAGAAGGGAUUUCGCAAGCUGUUCACUUGUUAAUUAUCGAGUUCGAUGAACUAUUCAAUGGCUUGAGAGAUACGUUGCUAAAAGUUCAAAUUCUUCUUAAAGAGCUUAAAGAACACAGUCUACCUAAAGAUGGUCAAGAGAGUUUAAUUGAAGACUGCCUUAUUGAUAAUUAUACUGUUCAUAAACUUAAUGUUAUAGUUUGUGUCUUACUGGCAUGUGAAGAUUAUUAUAAAGAAAAUUCCCAACCCCAUCUAAGCACUGUCUGGGUGUCAUCAAUGGUUACGGCUGACGCUUUUAAGAAUGGUUCUGACUCACUCACUAGACUUUGGCAAGUCUCACGUUGGUGGAUUUCGGAACUUUUCAUUCCAUGUGUAAAAACUCUAUACACAAUCGCAAUCGACCAUAUAGGCUCUUUAGUCAGAACCGGCAAUGAAGACAUAAGCCUAACACUUGAUAAUUCACCUAUAAAUAAUUCACCUAUAAAUAAUCUUAUUUCACAAGGACUGGUAUCUAAUGAUGAUAUCAGCGCUCAAAAACUUAAAAUCAAACAGUAUUCUUUCCACGGCUGCAAAGUGAAUUUUAUCACGAUGAUAAAUCUACGAAAAACUCAAAUAGAAAUAGAACUACAACACCGCCAAAUGGAACUAAUGCGCUUUGAAUGGAUUAACGAAGCAUUGAUAGGUGACAACAGUUUAAUCCGACAACAAUUCCUACAAAACUUGACCCAAGACGUGAAUCGAUUUGUUUUGCUAGAAAAUCUUUUACAAGAAUUAGUCUCGCAAUAUAGGGUUAUUAACGCAGAAAUUGCAGAUUUCAUUGCCACUCAGAUUGUUAAUGAAAAUACAGGAGAACUAUUACGUUCAUUCGGUGAUGCAGUAGCAAAUCAGCAAAUGAUUUUUGCUCAAGAAUUUGAAAGGAUGAAACAUGUCGUUAGCUUAUGUAAUUCAAUAUUGCAUUUGGAAACCUUCCGCACAGUAACAGACAAAACUGUAGCAAUGGAUGCAGAUACGCUUCAACUAGUUAAAAGACUCGAGUCAGCGGUACAAGGAAACUCCAAGUUGAGCACUGUUAGUUCACAAUUAGAUAUCACGCAGCAACUAUCAACAUUAAAGAUUGAUGAAUCUCUUGAUAUGGAUUUACUCAGAAACCUUGAAAACAUUGCCAAAGAUCUUCGAACCGUAGUAGAAGAAGUUCGUAAUUUAAUUGGCGAAUUAUUUCCUCUUGUCGAACCUAUAGCAAAUUUUGAAAUAGAUACAACAGAUGACAGUGGCAAAGAUGCACGUUUAAAAGCGAAGGAAUUUGUGCGCGAAUGGUCCAAAUUCGACUCGGAUUUUGAUACAGCUAUUAGUGGUGCUCUUGCAGUUGUUGAUCGGCGAUUCCAUCAAAAAAAUAAUUUUUCAGAGUCGGAUUACACAGUAAUGGUUGAAAACCUUCGUCGUGACAAUGAACGAGCUAUAUCAUAUCUAACUGAAACUAUUAUCAGGAUUUUUGAAAAUCUAUUUACUUUAGGCGAAGUAUCUGGAACUAUUACUCAAAACGGAUCAUCUCAGAAAAUAUCCCCUGAAAACUUUGAGAGUAAGAAUUCUAAUACUUGUGAUUUUGCUCAAGCAAACACCGGAACGGAAGAUAUUUCAAAAAAUACUAUCGCUGGGCAGGCUUUAUUACCAAGUAACGAAGAGACUAUGGAAAGCUGGGAUGUUCCUAUGCAACAAGCUCAAACACGAAACGCCUUUGCAGUUGGAAUAAUCCGACGGAUCAAGGCGAAGUUGGAGGGAAAAGAUUUUGAAUCUACGACCAAAAUGACCGUUCAGGAACAGAUUGAUAAAAUUAUUCAACAAUCACUUGACAUAGACAAUUUAUGUGUGAUACAAAUUUGUCUGGAAAAUUAA
Racocetra persica is the source of this 2177-nucleotide messenger RNA. Lineage: Eukaryota; Fungi; Glomeromycota; Glomeromycetes; Diversisporales; Gigasporaceae. The record is from the annotation of a GenBank genome assembly.